Messenger RNA from Symbiodinium natans, 936 nucleotides. Lineage: Eukaryota; Dinophyceae; Suessiales; Symbiodiniaceae. The record is from the annotation of a GenBank genome assembly.
AUGGCUUUCAUGCAAAGGCGCCUUCCACCCUUGCAGAGGGUGUUCCUCAACUUCGAUGGCAAGCCUCCCGCCUCGGAGAGCAUUCUCCGUCGCUCCCGCAGCUUCGCCGGCUACGUGCCCGUUGAGCUCAGCGAGGUUCAUGUCGAGCUUCAUGUCGAGCUUGGCGCGAAGCCCUUCGUCGAACCAGUCGAACCCGUCUCCCAAGCUUCCGACGCAGAAAGCACAGCAGAAGACCCCGCCACUUUUCCGGACACCGACGAUGAGGAAACAGUGGCUUGGGUCGAGGCGCAAUCCGGCAUCUUCGCUCCGAUGGUCGACGAUGCCGCGAGCAACGGCAGCCCGUGGCUCGCGCCACUGGCUCCAUCGGCGACCACAGCGGAGGAACAUUGCGGCUACAUGCCGCAGCGCGACAUGGGGGAGCACUUGAGCCGCUCCGGCUUUCCAAACCCGGGCUAUGUCAACGUGAAUGUCGUCAACCCCGGCCCUGCGCAAACAUCUCAGAAUGCAUGGUUCAAUCGCAGGCUCAACGCUCCGGCUGGGGGCACGCAGCAAGUGGACAUCGUACUCUCGCCUGCGCAGGGCUUGCACAUGAACAUGCAGAAGUGGUGCGGAGGCCACAUGCACGCAGACGAGAAGUCGAUGGUGUCUCCCCAGGUGGUCUCUGCCUUGAUGGCAAAGGAGCAAAGAGAGUCCACGACAGGCCAGAAAGCGCUGCCAAGCACAGGGGACCAAGUGACGAAAGCCCUGUGUGCUGGCACUAUUGCCUUGAAGAAGGCAAGGGCCAUGAUGCCGGCUGUCAAUCUUCAGCCGACGGUUCCCAACGCCCGCCCUCGAACAGCCACGGUGCCGGAUGUGAAUCCUCAGCCGACGGUUCCGAACGUCCGCCCUCGACGCGGGCGGCGAAUCCCACGGUCCUCGACGCGGCCUGAGAACUGA